AUGACUGGCUAUANAAAGCGUGAAGUGGACACACAGCUAAAGAAAAGUUGCGAGGAUUUCAUACGCUAUGUGUCAGACACAGUGGCAGGCCCACUGCACUCUUUUCUCACCAAGGCUGAGGUGAUAGUAAAACAUGGCCAAGGGGACACUGGGCAGAAGAUUUCUCUAAGACAACAGCCUUUUGCCGGCCCUGAGAAAGUCCACGAAGCAGUGACACAGACCUACAAACACCUGAAACAGAAAAUACCAAGUAUACAGAAAAGCAUGAUGCUCUAUCUGGCCAAUAGAGACACAGAACACAUUCUCUUUAAACCAAUCAAAGUCAAUAUCCAGCAUGCUUUCCAGCAGCUUCACACAAUUCUCAGUGAGAACUAUUCAGAAGAAGAUCAACAGAUCAUUGGAUGUCCUUCACUUGAUCAGAUAAAUUUGGUGAUGAAGAUGACACCUUGAUGACCUUUACAUUGACAUACAAACCAAAGCAUGAGCUUGGAACUUUUUUUUUUUUUUUUGUUCAUUUUUGAGUGGAGAUGAACUUUGGUGCAAAGUCUGUAUGUUGAAAACUGGCUUUUCUCCUUCAUAUUUUAUGAAUAAAAUAGGUUAUAAGAUUAAUGAAUAUCAGAUACAUUUGCUUAUGUGGGUCAUAUUGGGGGAAUCAAUAUAUUUGUGCUGGGUAGCCAUAACACCAAAGCUCCAUUCUUAUUUUCUAAUACACAGUCUUCUUAGAGGACAGUUAAGAAGGAUGGUUGAACACCAAAACGUAACUUAAUAUGUACAUUUUAUCACAUGGAAGAAUGCAGCAUCUACCAAAACCAUGCUAAUGUACUCAGGAUUGAAAUUGCAAUAUUUGCACGGACAUUCUCUUCAAUCAGUUGUGAUGAAUUUGAAGAAAAUGAUCGUUUUAUUUCUGUUUCAACUUUUGUCACGUUUGAUGUGCUGUCAGAAGUUUCUUUGUCUCGUGUAAUUGCUGGUUGACAUAGAAUUAAAUUUAUGUGUGGUCAACUGUUUUGAUACUUGGAGGAAGAAGAGGGGAGGAUAAUACAAUUUGUCACAGUUGUGCUGGCAUAAUUGUGAAAUUUUGCUUGCAGGUAGUAGAUAUCUAGAGAGCAAUAGACCACAAAUUGAAACAGUUUCAAUAAUCUUCUAACAUUUUACAAAAUGAGUCCAUUUCUGUAAUAGGUUCUUUUAAGUCCAGGCCUAAGCUUGUUAAUGGGCAGUCGUACGUGCAGUUCCUUAGAAAUGUGGAUAGUCACAAGGCAUGUGUAAGAUAUUUAAUCUGGACAUAAUUGUUGGGUUAGACAUUGAUUACUAACAGCUAUGCUGUCACUCUGUCUGGUGCUUUUAUCAAAACUGGAAAUGAGGACCCAACUUUAAGAGUUUUUGCACAAAAUCUGUGGAGAAAAGAAAGGAUUUAUUAUUUUUCCUGUGGAGCACAUAUUUAAUAGAAUGGUUCUAUUAAAACUUGAUGCAGUGGGUAUAUUUAUGCCAAGUGGUAUAUUAAGAGCUUUAAAAGCAAGUCACUGGUUUACAGGCACAAUGGCAAAUGGUUAAUGUUGAUAGUAUUUAUUAUAAUAGUUUACGUCCGUUUUGUGGAAUUGAAGGUUAUGAUGUACAAAGGGAUUUCUAUACAAAUAAAAUUUUGGAAUAUA
Lingula anatina is the source of this 1646-nucleotide messenger RNA. Its product is annotated as conserved oligomeric Golgi complex subunit 3. Gene Ontology annotation, biological process: Golgi organization; intra-Golgi vesicle-mediated transport; intracellular protein transport. The record is from RefSeq and is a predicted model, not a curated record. NCBI's taxonomy places the organism in Eukaryota, Metazoa, Brachiopoda, Lingulata, Lingulida, Lingulidae. Gene Ontology annotation, cellular component: cis-Golgi network; membrane; COG complex.